Myzus persicae (green peach aphid) is the source of this 1116-nucleotide messenger RNA. RefSeq lists its product as uncharacterized. Lineage: Eukaryota; Metazoa; Arthropoda; Insecta; Hemiptera; Aphididae. The coding region runs from base 1 to 1116 and encodes 371 amino acids. The transcript is spliced from 5 exons. The record is from RefSeq and is a predicted model, not a curated record.
AUGUCAAGUGACAAUGAGUUUAGCGAGAUCGGUGACGAACCACUGGAUGAACAUUGGUUUGAGAGAGAACAGGAAGAACUGCAGUUGGUAGUAGAAUCUGACGAGCCCCGGGUUCCUCCUGAAUCUGAGUCGUAUGAAACUAUUGCCGAAGAGCAAAUUGAUUAUGCUAAUGAUGAAAAACAAAUCAAGUUAGCAAUCGAACGACUAAAAAACCUGAGGUUGGAAUUGCAAGACCUUAGACACCGCAAAACUAGAGUGUUUAACAUUCUGACCGAACACAUCGAAAAGGGAUUGUGCGAGUCUGAUGUACCGAUAAAAAAUGGAACAAAAGAGGAAGUUGAACAUCACUAUGAAAAGCUAUUGGUGAAAUUCAAAAAUAAAAAAGAAGCGGCACUUAAACAAAAACAUGAUUUAAACGAAAAGUUAAUUAUAAAUACUGAAUACUUGAAAUCGAAACGCAAAGAAUGUGCAGAACUCACCGAAAACCAGUAUAACUUAGAAUUAAAAACCGCCGUUGGCAUGAUAUAUGACAAGACACAGGAAAAACUCACUCACUACGAUGUAGAAGAAAUGAUUGAAACCUGUAAAAGACAGGAUAUCAAACUAAACAAAACUCGCUUAGAAUUUAUUGUACAGAAACAAAAAUGUAAAAAGAUAAAAAAAGGUAUUGAAUAUUUAGCACCAAGCACAUUUAGCAUAAUUGAAUACCAGGAAUUAUCAAAGAAAAAUAAAAAGCUUGAAAAUAGUAUAGAAUCUAUGACAAAUAUCAAAACCGAAACUCUAAAAGUUCUUAAAUCUGAGUUAUCUAAAAUUCCUGAUAUUCACAGAAAACUAAUCAAUUUAAAAGACGAAAAGGAUAAAAACGAGUCUGAGUUAAAACAAAUUAAGGAUGAAUGGAGACAGCAUGUCAAAGCAAAGGCUCGUGACCAGAAAUAUGAACAACGACUAAAAAAGGGACGUAUAUCAGAUUGUUUUACUGAAAAUCCUUUACUUUUUAAUGAUUAUCUCGAAAGUAUAAAAAAAGAUAAAAUAAUCCAAAAGACUGUCACCGACUUACGUCAGGAGUUGUCCGAAGUUGAGUCAAUAAAAUAUCAAUUAACUACAUGUAUUCAAUAA